UCCUUCUAACAACUCCAUUCUAGCGUCUACCCUGAGAGGAGGCCGCACGGAGGCUCGGAGGACGUACUCUCAGCCGGGCUCCUGACCUCAGCCGGCAUGGCACUCCAGCCUGUGCCCAGCUGCUCCUCGCAGCCGGCCGAGUCAGAGCUCUAUUUCUUAAUAGCUCGUUUUCUCUCCAAGGGCCCCUGUGGGAAAUCUGCUCAGAUGCUGAUCCAGGAGUUGAAUGAACAGAACCUUCUUCCUUACAGAUUGGAUUGGCUAGGGAAUGAACACUCAAGAUCAUUUAAUGAAAUGGUUUCCGCUAACAAGUCGGUGACUCCUGACCAUUUGCUGAGGAUCUGUCAGGGUUUAACGUACUUCAUUGACAAACAAGCUCCAGUUAAUGUAUCGAGAGCGAGCUCUUUACUUGGAAUUGCCAAUAAGCCACUAUGCACAGUAAAAGGUUACAGAAAUUCUCAGUGGAGCCACAAAUCAUUUGCCACUCUUCAACGAGGGAGACCCCCAGAAGUGCAAUUUAACGUGAGACGACCUCCAGAUGUUGUGAAUGUGCACCGUGGCAAACACUUAACCGGUGCUAUGCGCUUCAACUCUGCUUUUCCUGUCACCAUGUACCAGCAGAUCAAGAUGCAUAAGCGGAUUCUCGGCCAUCUCUCUUCUGUUUACUGUGUCGCAUUUGAUCGCACUGGUCAAAGGAUUUUCACUGGCUCUGAUGACUGUUUGGUGAAGAUCUGGUCUGCACAUGAUGGACGGCUGCUCGCCACACUAAGAGGUCAUUUAGCCGAGAUCUCUGAACUUACUGUGAACUAUGAGAAUACCCUGAUUGCUGCUGCAAGCUGUGAGAAGAUCAUCCGAGUGUGGUCUCUCCGAACCUGUGCCCCCAUAGCUGUGCUGCCAGGUCACUCAGGAGCUGUUACCUCAUUACUUUUCAGUCCACUGGUCCAAGGCUCCACCAGAUACUUGGUGUCUACAGGAGAUGCAACAGUGUGCUUAUGGCAGUGGGAUGUUGACACCUUGCAGUUCAAUGCUCGUCCCCUGAAAUUCAUAGAAAAAUCUGGACCUGGAGCUCAGAUGCUCUGCUCUUCGUGUAGCGCUGGAGGGAUGUUUUUGGCUGUCAGUGGCAGUGACCACGCCAUCCGACUCUAUUAUUUUGGUAAUGAAGAGCCUGAAAAAGUAUCUGAACUUGAAGGCCAUAGCGAUAUAGUCGACAGCAUUUUGUUUUCCUACAAUAGUGAAAGGUUUGUAAGUGGAAGCAAAGAUGGAAUCGCACGAAUAUGGAGUUUAGAGGAUCAGGAGUGGAAUAGUAUUGUACUUGACAUGGACACGAAUCUAGAUGACAGGCCGGCAAAUGAUAAUGACAGUAUAUCAUUUCAAAAGCCCAAGGUUCUGAUGAUUGCAUGGGACACGACGGAUAACUAUGUGGUGACUGCCAGCAGUGCCCACCUACUGAAAGUGUGGGAUUCACAUACUGGGAAACUGCUGCAUGUCCUAACGGGUCAUGAAAAUGACAUUUAUGUUUUGGAACCUCACCCCUUUGACUCCAGAAUGAUGUUAUCUGCAGGACACGAUGGAAAUAUAUUCCUAUGGGAUAUUAAAAAUGGCACUAAAGUCAUGCAUUACUUCAAUUUAAUCGAAGGACAAGGCCAUGGUGCCAUCCUGGACUGCAAGCUGUCAGCUGACGGGCAGCGCAUGGCAGGAACCGAUUCACAUGGAUAUCUGCUGAUUUUUGGCUUUGGCGGUGGCAAGUUUUAUGAGAAGAUUCCAGAGCAGAUGUUUUUCCACACGGACUAUAGACCCCUGAUUGGAGAUGCAAACCAUUUUGUCAUUGAUGAACAAACCCAGCAGGCUCCACACUUGAUGCCACCACCGUUUUUGGUAGAUGUUGACGGAAACCCACAUCCACCUGCAUAUCAGCGGUUGGUUCCUGGGAGAGAGAACUCUGCAGAUCAGCAUUUGGUGCCUCAAUUGGGAUACAUAGAAACUGUUGAUGGUGAAAUAAUGGAACAAGUGGUCAGUCAGCAGACAAACUCUGAUCAGCAGAACCAAGAGCCCAACCUGCACCCGGAUCAGCGGCCAAAUCCAGAGCAAGAACCUGGCUCCAGUGCUCAGGCCAACAAUGCAGCCAGAAGAGAUCUUGCUUCUCCGCCAAAUAUCGGCCUAAGGCGUAGCGGUCAGGUAGAAGGUGUUCGUCAGAUGCAUAUUAAUUCACCUCGCAGUCAGAUUGCUACAGAGAGGGAUUUACUUGCCUGGAGGAAAAGAGUUGUUGUGCCAGAGAUACCCAGCGUCAUUUACAGGAAGGAGGAAGAUAUUAGAAUUGCAAAAGCAGAACAGGAAAAGUUUAUUGUGGAUCAGAAACCACGUUGUCUGUCUGACUUUUCUCAAGAGGAAAACUUACGGGCUCAUAAUUUGAGGCUGCGCAAGAAGAUAGCAUCUCGUAUACGACCAUCGCGCCGUACUGUGGAAGAGUUUCUUGAGCUGUCUUGCGAAGAAGAUGACGGUACCAGGUCUUCUGCAGAGGAAGAGAAUGCAAGUGACCAACUGGAAAAUCAAACUGAUAAUUCAGUGGAGUCUUCUUCAGAAGAUGAAGAUGACUGGAGAAACACAAGUGACUUAUCCAGCGAGUACUCUGAUUGGACCACAGAUGCUGGAAUUAAUCUUCAACCACCAAGCUGUAAUUCCACCCGGCGUAAAGUUAAGAAGCUGGCAAGCAGUUCUGAGGAGGAGACUUCGGCAGGAGAGAAAUCCACAGAAGGAAAGCGCACCCCCAAAAGGGAGAGGCGUAAAAAAGCCACUACGGGAAAUGAGACAGCAAGAUUGCCUGAAAGGGUUCCUCUAAACAGAGAAAUCUCAAACGACUGUCGUCCCUCUAAUUGGAUCACGGACACAACCCCUCGAAGGUCCCCUUUUGUUCCACAGAUGGGAGAUGAGGUCAUCUACUUUCGACAAGGCCAUGAAGCAUACAUUAAUGCUGUCCAAAGAGCCAACCUCAGUAUUGCUAAUUCAUUAAAGGAGCCAUGGAGAAAAUGUGGGGCUCAGGGACCAGGAAUUGGUGAAAAUUGUUGGAUCCGAUAUGAAAUUGGACCUCCCACUUUGUGCUGUCUUAAACUUGCCUUGAUAGACCAUGUUAGUGGAAAGAUCACGGAACAGUCCUUCUCUCUCAAAUAUCAUGACAUGCCGGAUGUGAUAGACUUCCUUGUCCUGAGGCAGUUCUAUGAUUAUGCACGUCGCACAGAUUGGCAGGCGGGUGACCGGUUCCGGUCCAUUAUAGACGACGCAUGGUGGUUUGGGAUGGUUGUUGGUCAAGAGCCAUAUCAAGCUGAAAAUCCAGACAGCCUGUUCCAGUGCUACACUGUGAAGUGGGACAAUGGAGAGAAUGAAAAACUAAGUCCCUGGGACAUGGAUUGCAUUCCCGAUGACAUCAUUCCACCUGAGGAACCGGGAUCCAGCAUCUCCAUAACUGAAGAAGAGCGGGAUACUUUGUUGUAUUCCCCCCAGGAAGGAGAAUGGGGAAGAGGGAACCAGGACAGUGAAUGUGAGCGAAUUAUUUGUGGCAUCGAUCAGCUCCUUAAUCGAGACAUGGCGGGUCCUUUCGCUGCACCUGUAGAUUUAACUAUCUAUCCAUCAUACAGCAUGAUGAUCGCUUAUCCCACUGACCUCAGCACUAUACGGAUGAGGCUGGUGAACCGUUUUUACAGGAGGCUUUCUGCACUGAUCUGGGAAAUCAGAUACAUUGAGCAUAAUGCUAGGACGUUCAAUGAACCAGGCAGCAACAUCACAAAGUCUGCAAAGAAAAUCACAGACGUGCUUUUAAGAUUUAUAAUGGACAGCAGCUGUUCCAGCAUUACAGACGUGUGCACUACUACUGAAGGAGAGGAGACGUGUGAUGGCCAGGGAGAGAACCACGCUAAUUCCUGGAAGAGUCGCUGCAUGGACCUGGUGGACUUCAUAAUAGACUGUGAAGACUCUGAGCCCUUCAGGGAGCCGGUGGACCUGGAGCAGUUUCCUGAUUACAAGGACAUUAUUGAAACACCUAUGGAUUUUGGGACCAUCAAAGAAAUCCUGGCAGCCGGAAAUUACAGCAGUCCUUAUGACUUGUGUAGCGAUAUGAGAUUAGUCUUCUUCAAUGCAAAGCUAUACACACCAAAUAAAAAAUCCAGGAUCUAUGGUAUGGUGUUAAGACUGUCAGCACUUAUAGAAGAGAGGAUGAAAGGCAUUCUCUCUGAUUACAAAGCUUCUCAGAAAUCUCACACAAGUCCUAAAGAUUGCCGUGUAGUGAAGAGAGCACAUGUAAAAGAAAUGCAGCACGAGAGAAGGUCACAGAGUACUAUUUACAGAAAGGUCAGACAAGCAAGGCCAUCAACGUCCGAUGGAGCGAACCAGUGUUUCUUAGAAAUCUCUUCACCACAGCCUACCUCAAGUGGAGCACUGCGCGCUCCCAGUCCCCUCAGCGUAGCCAUUUUCUCUUCUAGACACCUUAAUGGACAAUCACCUGGCUCCUCACCCUCAAAAUCCCAUGCGUCAAGUAGAGAACGUGACUCCUCAGCAAGCUGCUCCAUGUCGUCAGGAAGUGAAACAGACUCAUCUUCUACCUCGGCUUCUGAACAUUCCUCCAGCUCUUCAUCUUCCUCCAGCUCAGAAAGAAAUCACAAGACUGAUUCAAGUUCAGUGUCGCACAGGGUUAAUGGUGUGAAAUCUAAAAUGACUAAUGGCAGACAACAGAGAGCAACUGCUUCAAAGCAAGCAUCUCAGGGCAAUAACCAAAGGAGAAUUGCAUCCAGCAAAAGGAGAAUUUCAAGUUCCUCCGAAUCAGACUCUGAAUCAGCUGGAAAAAGUCAUCAGGGAAUGCGGAAGAAAACGCUCCGCAAAUGUGCUGCCCUGGCAGCUAAUAAGAUCAAAAACAUGUCCGAUGUAGAAAACAGCGCCUCCACUUCAGACAGCGACUGCAGCGCGAGCAAAAACAGCAGAACACUGCCCCAGCGGUCAGCAGCAGAAAGAGCAAAGAAACGGCUCCUCCACAACAGUGAGGAGGAGGUAAGCUUAAGAAGCGACAGCGAGAGGGAACUUCCAGUGCUAAAAGCAGCAAAGUCUCAGUCUCCGGAAUGCAGAGUCGUUCUAACCAAUGUUUGUUCAAGCGGCACAUUUGGGGGUAGAUUAUAUCCUCAGCCCCGCAAUGGGGAAGUGUCAGAUUCAGAAAAUGAAUCGCCUGAAAGAAAAGGACCGAAAAAAAACACCUCUCCUCCGCGUGUGAGAAAACAAAGGUUAAUAAGCGAUUCUAAUGACUCCUUGGUCUCCAGCUCUGUUGAGAGUUCCCGUUCCCCACCCGGUAAUGUAAAUGGCAUUUCCUCAGACUCUGAGUCCUCCCUCACAGAUGACAGCGAGCAGACCCGUAACAAAGUGUGUGUGGCGGGCAGAUCCAGGGGUCAGGAUCACAAGAGGAAGCGCAUCCUCAGCAGCUGCGAUGAGGACUGGCAGGAAGAGGAGAGCACGCGUAUCCGCAAAUUAACCCGCCGCUCAAAAAUCCGCACAAGAAGCCAAGGGAAAAGGACAGUACGGUAUGACGAGAACCCAGCUCAAAGUGACGAAAACUUGAACGGCGCGCAGUCUCGAGCCUCUCGUCUUCACAGGAUUUCCCCCCGCGAGAGGGCGAGGCAGUUCAUAAACUAAUUCACUAAAUACAAGUCGACUCUACCAGUUGUUCCAGUUCAGGGAUUAGACAUCUUUUGGUUUUUCUCUUCUGUGAAUGUGUCCAAAUUGAGACUUUUUACUUGCACUUGUUACUGAAGCAUUUACAGCACAGAUGCCAACUUGUGCCGCCCAACCGGGGGCAGAGGUCACCGGAGGGCAGAAGGUGUUUGUAUUUACAGAAAGUUCAGUAAUCUCGAGGCGUCUGGCGGGAACCUCCUUUAACUGACGUAUCGGCCAUUGAACACUAAUAUUUGCACAGCUUACAUUACGUUUACAGAUGUCUCUAGUUUUGUAAAAAUAUUUUCCUGUUACUUUUUUUUUUUUAAGAAUUGCUUAAAGUUAUAAAAAACAAAGUUCAUCUAUGUUUUUUCCCCCCUUCUUAACACUUGAAUGCAGCGAUUUUUUUCAGAAUCCAGUAUAUGCCAUUAAUUUAUUCUUCAUCUUUGGUAAUGAAAUCUUGUCUCCACGCUGAAGGUUCUUUUUUCCCAUAGUUUUUCUUUGGUUCCUCUCGGUUUUCUUUCAGUGAAGACGUUCCGAAGUGUUCAUUUCUGACACGCUGGCACCGGGUAGCUUUUGCUGUAGUUAUAUGAGCAUUUGUAGGCUGCCAUUCUAUAGGUGCAGCAACCACUGUUAAAGGGCAAAAUAUAGAUUACGUCAAGCUUUUAUCUGCAGAUUUCUGUCUUCCGUUGAUGGAAAAGUUUUCUACCUAAAUUAAUUUUUUUUCUUGUUUUAGUGAAAAUCUGAUUACUACUGCUGUAUGAGGUGCAGAGAUUUCUAGUAAGCUGCUUUUCCAAACUUUGAAGGGGGUUAAUCAGGAAUUAAUAAUGAUUUAUCUUCAGGAUAGGUCAUCAUUAUCAUAUCAUAGGGGGUCCGAGUCCUAGCACCCUCCCGAUCAUCUGUUUCAGGGAGCCCCCGCACCCAACGAAGCUCUGGUAAAUGCAGCUGGCAUCCAGCAGCUUUCCAAGCACAGCGCCGUACGUUGUAUAGUGGAUGUGCUUGGUAUUGCAGCUCAGCCCCUUUGAUUUGAAUGUGACCGAUGUAU
Molecule: messenger RNA, 6724 nt
Organism: Bufo bufo (common toad)
Lineage: Eukaryota; Metazoa; Chordata; Amphibia; Anura; Bufonidae
Gene: BRWD1
Product: bromodomain and WD repeat domain containing 1
Exons: 39
Coding region: 97-5661 (1854 amino acids)
Biological process (GO): cytoskeleton organization; regulation of cell shape; regulation of transcription by RNA polymerase II
Cellular component (GO): nucleus
Molecular function (GO): protein binding
Source: RefSeq, a predicted model, not a curated record